AUGUUCAUACAGCAGUGCGGACGCGCCAUCCGCAUGUACGGGCACCGCGGCCUGCCAGAGGAGGAGCACGUCGUGACGACCAAGCUGUACGUGGCGACCUUCCCCAGGUGGCUGCGCGGUUCCUCGCUCGCCUGCUGGGCCCUGCGGGCGCAGAAAAAACACACCAGCGGCAAGGAGGUGGAGAAGCGCGGCAGGAGAUACUCACCGCCCGCCUCAACCGCGCUGGCAUCAAAACGCUCGAAGACCUCAAGGCGCGCAUCGACAAGCACGCCGAGAAGAAGUGGCGGGCCAUGA
Prorocentrum cordatum is the source of this 294-nucleotide messenger RNA. Lineage: Eukaryota; Dinophyceae; Prorocentrales; Prorocentraceae. The record is from the annotation of a GenBank genome assembly.